Lethenteron reissneri (Far Eastern brook lamprey) is the source of this 3237-nucleotide messenger RNA. RefSeq names its product achaete-scute homolog 1a-like. The record is from RefSeq and is a predicted model, not a curated record. Lineage: Eukaryota; Metazoa; Chordata; Hyperoartia; Petromyzontiformes; Petromyzontidae. Gene Ontology annotation, molecular function: protein dimerization activity; DNA-binding transcription factor activity, RNA polymerase II-specific; RNA polymerase II transcription regulatory region sequence-specific DNA binding. Gene Ontology annotation, biological process: developmental process; regulation of transcription by RNA polymerase II.
CCCGGGGACCGUGCGCGCUUAAUGCGCGGGAGACGGAGACAGAGACAGAGAGAGACAGAGACAGGGUGAGACAGAGACAGGGUGAGACAGAGACAGGGUGAGACAGAGACAGGGUGAGACAGAGACAGGGUGAGGCAGAGACAGGGUGAGACAGAGACAGGGUGAGGCAGAGUGAGACAAGCCACCCGAAUAGAGCGAAGCAGAAGGACGAGCAGAGGAAGAUUCUGCGACACCGAGACAGAGAAGCCACCUGCUGCAUAGAGCCGAGUCGAGAGGCAGCAGCGGCAGCAGCAGCGGCAGCAGCAGCAGCGGCGGUGGCCCGGCCAGGUGAAGAGGGCAAGAAAACCUCGCCGCGUUGUUCCAGCUACUCUGACAGCAGCACAGGUUGGCUGCUGUCCACCCCGGCGGUCCCCGUUUCCCACUGGUAACCUCCGAGUCCACCUCCGAGGCCACCUCCGAGUCCACCUCCAGAGAUGUCCGUGCAAGUGGCUCCUCCCUGCGCGUUCGCGCCCGCGGGUCCCAUGAUGAGCCUCAUGGCUCCGGGCUCCCCGCACGCGGGGCUCGCGUCCCCCGCGUCUCCCGCGGCGACUCCGGCGCGAAACCCGGGCGCCGGCAGCAGCAGCAGCAGCAGCGGCAAGGGGCGCUCUGGCAGCAAGAAGCACCACAACCACCUCCAUCACCACAACCACCAUCGCCACCACCACAACAACAGCCACCACCACCACCGCGCCUCGUCACCCGAGCUGUUACGGGUGAAGAGGCGACACCCCUCGGGGGGGCUGGGGGGGUGCUUGGGGCUCCCGGCGCCCGCGUCCGUGGCGCGUCGCAACGAGCGGGAGCGCAACCGCGUGCGGCUCGUCAACAUGGGCUUCGCGGCGCUGCGGGAGCGCGUCCCGGGAGCCGGAGCGGCCAAGAAGAUGAGCAAAGUGGAGACGCUGCGCUCCGCCGUGGAGUACAUCCGCGCGUUGCAGCACCUCCUGGAGCGCGGCGACGGGGCCGCGCGCGCCGCGCUGCGCGCCGCGAUGCCCGCCCACGGCGGAGACUGCGCCGCGCUCUCUGCGCUCGAGCUCUGCUGCUCGUCGUCGUCCGUCGCCUCCCCGCUCUCCUCGUCCGGCGCCUCCUCCUCCGAGAUGGCGUGCGGCUCGCUCAGCCCCGACGACCACGACCUGGCUGCAGACUUUGCCGCCUGGUUCUGAGACUCGAGAGAGACAGAAGGGAGAGAGAGAAAGACAGAAGGGACGGGGGCGAACGUGGAGUUCCCUUGCAGAGAGGGCGGAUGAUGAGUCCAGGAGGAGCUCCCCCCCCACCAUUCCCUGUUCCCCGCUGAGUGAAAUGAUCACCUGCACAGAGACGAUGCGUGAAUAGCGCGUGUGACGAAGCGGAGGGGGGAUGCGAGAGACGGUUACCGAGUCUGACUGUGGACUCGUGAAAGCGUGAGAGAGAGCGUGUGAGAGAGCGUGAGAGAGAGUGUGAGAGAGAGUGUGAGAGAGAGAGCGUGAGAGAGAGCGUGAGAGAGAGCGUGUGAGAGAGAGAGCGUGUGAGAGACCGUGAGAGAGAGUGUGAGAGAGAGAGCGUGAGAGAGAGCGUGAGAGAGAGUGAGAGAGCGUGUGAGAGAGCGUGUGAGAGAGAGUGAGAGAGAGAGAGAGUGAGAGUGAGAGAGAGCGUGAGAGAGAGAGCGUGAGAGAGAGAGCGUGAGAGAGAGAGCGUGAGAGAGAGAGAGCGUGAGAGAGAGAGAGCGUGAGAGAGAGAGAGCGUGAGAGAGAGAGCGUGAGAGAGAGAGAGCGUGAGAGAGAGAGAGCGUGAGAGAGAGAGAGCGUGAGAGAGAGAGAGCGUGAGAGAGAGAGAGCGUGAGAGAGAGAGAGCGUGAGAGAGAGAGAGCGUGAGAGCGUGAAUUCCUGAGCGACUCUUCAACCAGUCACGUGAUUGUCUAAAAGUUAUGUCACUCGUCGAGACUCGGGACGCCGAGCAGCGGGGGAUCAGAGACCAGGAGUCGUGAAGCGGUCGCCGCCACCUUGGCAAUGCUGUUACCCGGGAGGAGGGCCUCCCACGAACCCCCACGGACCCCCACGGAGCCCCGAGAUUCAAUAUCUACCUUGCACCCCUCAGCCCCGAUGUGUGUGACACUCAUAGUCGCCGUCAUGUCCAUGAACACGAACGUCGGGGUGGCACGCGUGGGGGGUCGCUCCCCACGCGUGCCGCCCCGUUUGCCCGGGAGCGCGUCUCCUGUGCGUGUGACGCUGACAACAACAGCAAGAAGAAACGCAGGUCGAGUGGAUAACAUUCAGCGACUUGGCAAAGUGGGGAACACAGAUGGGGGUAUCUGCCAGUUAUCUCAGUCAGUCAACUCUUAAAUCUUGGGUCUGUCCCGUAACCUCCUGCCACCAGAGAAACUUCGAUACUUCACGUGGCCUCAAGGUGCACCUAGCCUGGCACAAACGCCGUGGUGAUGUCACCGCCACUUGGUGGCGAACGACGGUUGUUGUGAAUGCAUGCGUGUGUGCCGAGGUGUGUGAGUGUGGCGAGCGGUAGUGCAGCGACUAGCGCGCUGCGCUACCAACCCGACGGGCCGAUUUCAAAUCUUGCUCAGGGCCAACACCAGUUGCAAUUAUUUGCACCGGUCCUGGGCCUCCCGUAGGUCGACUCAAUCUCAAAUGAGGACUUGGUGCGGUGUGUAAACAUCGUCACUAAGGAGACAAAGGCGGCCGGGCGUGGUUCUGGCCACCCACCCCCUCGUGUGCCGCGUCGGCCUCCAUAGGUACUCGCUAACAGCACUUGCCCCAAACGUUUAUUAAGGCUAUACGGGGGAUCUUUGUCUUUGCGAGUGCGCGUGUUUAUGAAUGCAGGGGGUCAGUUCCGUUAGCGAGCACCGCUUAAGCCAAAGCUACACUGGGGCAGGGGGGGUGGUUUGUGUUGAAUGUGGCGCAGUUCCUCCCUGGGAACGAGCAUCAGAAUCACGUCGUGACGUUCACCUCUCUCGAGUCAGCCCUGAAAGAUAAUGUAACGCGGUGUACAAAUAUCAGCACGGAGAGACAAAGGCGGUCGGGCGUGUUUCUAGUCACACCGUGCUGGCAUAUUCGAAGGUGCUCGCUAAGAGCACCCAGACAGUCGGAUACGGUUAUAAGGGGGACCUUUGCCUUGACGUGCGCGCGUGUGUGUGUAUAUGAAUCUAUAUAUUUUGUGUAUAUGCAUUUAUAAAAAAACUAUACUGCGGCGAGGAUAGCACCGUGCCGGCCCCGA